AGACGUAAACAAUUACGACUCUAGAACAUAAACGGUAAGAAUAAUGCUACUUUGACGAUCAUAUAUAACGAAAUUCGGGCUUUGCUCUCUGCAAAUCUCUGUGUUUGUGUGUAUUUCUAUAUAGAUAGAUGAGAAGAUGGGCAGAGUCUCAUUGAUCAUCUACAUUACAGUAACAAUACUCCUCCUAAUUCUCGUUUCCCGCUCCUCCAACAAGUCCCACCGUGCUCACCGCCACCGCCGCCUUAGACUCAGGUCCAACUUCAAUUUCACGGCGGAACCCCAUCACCAACACCGCGAACCCGUCCCUUUUGACCCCCUGAUAGCUGACAUCGAGCGCCAUCGUGAGGACAAGCAGUGGGAGCACAACUACUUUCAGAUCCACCAUCCCGAGUUGCUGGUUCCAGCCGAGUCGACUCACCAGGAGGCUCCCGGACAGGAGUCUCAGCCCGAGUGGGAGGACUUCAUGAAUGCCGAGGACUACGUGAAUGAUGAAGAACGGUUUAAUAUUACCAACAGAUUGGUGGUCUUGUUCCCCAAGAUCGAUGUUGACCCUAUGGAUGGGUACGUGAGUGAGCACGAGCUGACUGAGUGGAACUUGCAGCAGAGCCAGCGGGAGGUUCUGCAUCGGACUGAAAGGGAGAUGGAGGUUCAUGAUAAGAAUAAAGAUGGGUUUGUCUCGUACGCUGAGUACGAGGCCCCCGGCUGGGUUACAAAAUCAGAUAACAAUUCGUUUGGAUAUGAUAUGGGCUGGUGGAAAGAGGAGCAUUUUAAUGCGUCUGAUGUGGAUGGAGAUGGUCUUCUGAAUAUCACCGAGUUCAAUGACUUUCUUCAUCCGGCUGAUACCAACAAUCCCAAAUUACUUCAGUGGUUGUGCAAGGAAGAGAUAAGGGAAAGAGAUAGUGAUAGAGAUGGUAAGGUUAACUUCAAAGAGUUUUUCCACGGGCUCUUUGAUUUGGUGAGAAAUUAUGAUGAAGAGGCGCAUAAUUCUUCACACGAAUCCGAUGAUACAUUGGAGGCUCCAGCUAAGAAAUUGUUUACGCAGCUUGACAAAGAUGGUGACGGAUAUUUGUCUCAUGAAGAAUUAUUACCCAUUAUUGGAAAACUUCAUCCAUCAGAGCGCUAUUACGCUAAACAACAGGCAGAGUACAUCAUGCAACAGGCUGAUUCAGAUAAAGAUGGUCGUCUGAGCUUGAAAGAGAUGAUUGAGAGUCCAUACGUUUUCUAUAGUGCUGUAUUUAACGAUGAUGAAGAUGAUUAUGGAUACCAUGACGAAUUCCGUUAGAUCGAUGGUAGACAGGCAGGAUCAUAACAUUUCGUUUCGAAUUCUUUUUCCUCGUGCUUGUAAUGUACAAUUAGUCAGCCUACUGGGUUCAAGCCGAUGAGGUGUGGAUCGUGGACAAAUUCUCACAUGUUGUGUCCCAAUUAUCUUGUUUGCCUUUUAUAUGGUUGUUUUGAUAACUGAAAAUCUCGAGUACUGUAGCUUAGUUUUACUUUCGAUUGCAGAAUACGGGUUAUUGGUUGUUCAACUAGUGAAUGCUUUAGCACAAUUCUAGAAACACAACAUGUAAUUCAAAUUCUUUUCCUCCUCUUUGAAAUCCAUUUUUCAUGUCAUCUAUA
This is a messenger RNA of Olea europaea var. sylvestris, 1617 nucleotides long. Its product is annotated as calumenin. Lineage: Eukaryota; Viridiplantae; Streptophyta; Magnoliopsida; Lamiales; Oleaceae. The record is from RefSeq and is a predicted model, not a curated record. The transcript is spliced from 7 exons. Gene Ontology annotation, cellular component: endoplasmic reticulum. Gene Ontology annotation, molecular function: calcium ion binding. Bases 137 to 1282 code for a protein of 381 amino acids.